GCAAAAGCACGGUCACUGCGCUUCAUUUUCUUCUCUCUGGGCAAAACCCUAGAGUUUGGUUUCACCUCUCUCGCUAAAACUCACCGGAGAGCAAUCAUGGCGGCAGCGGCGGCAACAACAGCAGCAGCACCAGCGCGGCAGCUAUCUCAAAAGGAAGCUGAUAUUCAGAUGAUGUUGGCUGCUGAAGUACAUCUCGGCACUAAAAACUGUGAUUUCCAAAUGGAACGUUACGUUUUCAAGCGCCGCAAUGACGGAAUUUACAUUAUUAACCUUGGGAAGACCUGGGAGAAACUUCAGUUGGCUGCUAGGGUUAUUGUUUCAAUUGAAAACCCACAAGAUAUAAUUGUUCAAUCUGCAAGGCCUUAUGGUCAAAGAGCUGUCUUGAAGUUUGCUCAGUACACUGGUGCUCAUGCUAUUGCUGGAAGGCAUACUCCUGGUACUUUUACCAACCAGCUUCAAACUUCCUUCAGUGAGCCUCGUCUUCUUAUCCUUACUGACCCAAGAACCGAUCACCAGCCAAUCAAAGAAGCAGCUCUUGGGAACAUUCCAACUAUUGCUUUCUGUGACACUGAUUCACCAAUGAAUUAUGUGGAUAUUGGCAUUCCAGCUAAUAACAAGGGAAAGCACAGCAUUGGAUGUCUGUUUUGGUUGUUGGCUAGGAUGGUUCUUCAAAUGCGUGGCACCAUUCUUCCUAGUCAUAAGUGGGAUGUGAUGGUGGAUUUAUUUUUCUACAGGGAGCCUGAGGAAGCUAAACAACAAGAGGAGGAAGAUGCGGUUGCUCCUCUUGAUUAUGCUCUUACUGGUGGUGAUUUUGCUGUGACUGGUGCUGAAAAUUGGGCUGCUGCUGGUGGCGAUGGAUGGAGCUCUGAAGUAGCCCAACCACCUAUUGCUGCCAUGCCUACUGCCAACUGGACUCCAGAGCAACCUGCUGCUGCUGCUGCUGCUGCUGCUGGGGAAUGGGAUGUGGCACCACCUCCUCCUCAAUUUGCAGCUCCAGUAGAUGCCGGUGCUCAGUGGGAGUAAAGACUUCCAAAAAUUUCUAUAUCAACUCUUGUAUUGCACAUUUACCUUACCAUAAUCAUGAGUUAGUUUUGAAGAAUUUUCAACAUCUGUUGGGUUAAGGACUUCUCUUUUUUUUCCCCCUUGUUUUAUUUUUUGGGCAUAGCUUAGUUAAAGACAUCAUCAAAUUUGAGAGAUUUUGACGUUGAUGUUGGUAUCAGAAGUAAUAUGCUGCAUUUGAGAUGAUUUGUUUUAUAAAGCUGAUGAAAACAAGUCGGAUGUCCGUCUUCCCCUUUUCUGUCAA
Ricinus communis (castor bean) is the source of this 1303-nucleotide messenger RNA. Its product is annotated as 40S ribosomal protein SA. The record is from RefSeq and is a predicted model, not a curated record. The transcript is spliced from 5 exons. Gene Ontology annotation, molecular function: structural constituent of ribosome. Bases 97 to 1023 code for a protein of 308 amino acids. Gene Ontology annotation, cellular component: 90S preribosome; ribosome; cytosolic small ribosomal subunit. Gene Ontology annotation, biological process: ribosomal small subunit assembly; cytoplasmic translation. NCBI's taxonomy places the organism in Eukaryota, Viridiplantae, Streptophyta, Magnoliopsida, Malpighiales, Euphorbiaceae.